GACCUGUUCGUCCUUCCGGUUGCAGCCAUAGCCGAAACAUAGAGCAAGAACACAGAGACUGCAGGCAGAAAUGGCGAGUUCAGAACCCGACAAUAAGCGCCACAAGCGCCUUUAUAACAUCUUCACAGCGCCCGAUGGAAAAGAAUGCGAAAAGAAGGUUUUGUGGGGCACUACAUACGGUGCUAUUUCAGGUUCCAUCCUAGCUUCCUAUGACAUCAUGGGCUACAGUGGAGCGAGUACUCUUGCAAAUGGUCUUGGAAGAUGGGCUUUUCAUUUAUUUCCAAUGGCUGCUGUCGGAGGAACCUACACAGCUGUUUCGUGCAUCUCGGGAAAGAUGCGAGGCAAGGAUGACCCGUUUAACCAUAUCCUAGGAGGCUUGGCUGCAGGAAGCAUCUAUGGAGUCAAGUUCCAGAGCCAGAAGGUGGGAUGGGGUGUUGGUAUCUUAUUUGCAGUCAUCGGUUUGACUGCCAAGACUGUCUACAUGUACAACUUCUCUAUACUACCACAGAAGGAACGCAGACAGAAAGGAUUCUACGACUACAGGAAAUCUUACUUAACGGAAAGACCAAACCCCGAGGGCAAGAUUGACUGUUGAUGUAAAAGUGUGUUAGUUGCCAGUUUACUUUGUGUGGAGGAUGUGUAUACAGAGGCCAUUGUA
This is a messenger RNA of Haliotis rufescens (red abalone), 658 nucleotides long. Its product is annotated as NADH dehydrogenase [ubiquinone] 1 alpha subcomplex subunit 11-like. Lineage: Eukaryota; Metazoa; Mollusca; Gastropoda; Lepetellida; Haliotidae. The transcript is spliced from 4 exons. The record is from RefSeq and is a predicted model, not a curated record. Gene Ontology annotation, biological process: mitochondrial respiratory chain complex I assembly. Bases 71 to 595 code for a protein of 174 amino acids.